ACAGCAAUCCACCCCUGCUCGCUGGCUGGCUCCCCACCCCCCUUCACUUUUACACACACUCAUUGCACUCCAACAUCGACGUUCAUUACCCACACUAGCUCGCCUGUCGACCUGCUUCUCUGUCCCACUCUUUCCCUCUCAGCCACAUCCCUCUCUCAUCCCACGCACUAGCUUGCUCGACCCGCACACACACACUCAAACAAGAUGCGCUCUUCCACCUCCAGCCUCUUGUUCUCCGCAGCCGUGCUCGGCGCUCUUUGCUGCUCCAGCGUCUCUGCUGCGAGCGACGGUGUCAAGGUGGUGUACACCAUUGGCCGAUAUGGUUAUCCGGACAUUGGCAGCGCUAGAGCAGCAUGGAACGAUCAGUGCUCCGCUUCGGCCAAGGACAAGGGUACGGUGAGCUCCAACUCGCUCAAGGCUGUCAAACCCACCGUCGGUCAAGGCUUUUGCGUUUACAAGGAUCUGGUCGGCGCCGAGACGGACAUAUCGGAGGAUGUGGCGGGAGACUUGAGCUGGGGCAACUACCACGAUGCGUACAACAAGGGAGGAGAUUCCAGCGGAAACUCUGGCUAUUCCGAUGAUUCCAACGACGAUGACAACAAGGGAGCAGACAAGCCUUCCCCGUCCAGCAACAACCACAACAACAACAAUGCUGGAGGUGCACAACAGACGUCCAAUGGCCAAACCGCUGCUUCUUCGCCUUCUCCUGCCAACAAUGAUGGACAAGGCCAACAACAGCAGCAACAGCAGCAACAAGGGCAACAACAACAGCAGCAACAACAACAACAACAACAGAGCCCCACUUCGUCCUCCUUCUCCGUGCUGCCCAGCCCUUCUGCCUGGUCAAACGGCGCAGACACUGCCUCUAUCAGCGGAAGCGCCCUCACCGCCUCCAUCACCAGCGCAGGCAACGACCUGGGCGUGACGGGCAGCAAUUCGGCGCUGAAUGCUGGUCAGACUAGCGCUGCCAGGAGGAACAAUGGACCUAUGCCCCUGUUCAAGCUGCUCGCCAUGCUCAUCUGAGCGUCCAUGAAACACCUUUUCGUCGAUUCAAGAGUUUCAAACCAAAGGGUUCCCGCCGCUUCUUUAAUGGACGCUUGCAUUCUGGAUUUGUGCCACGCACAGCACACAGCAUCUCCACAUCCCACGCCAUCGCUGCUCGAUCUUCUGCACUCAUCUC
Messenger RNA from Ceraceosorus guamensis, 1180 nucleotides. RefSeq lists its product as hypothetical. The transcript is spliced from 2 exons. The record is from RefSeq and is a predicted model, not a curated record. Bases 205 to 1023 code for a protein of 272 amino acids. Lineage: Eukaryota; Fungi; Basidiomycota; Exobasidiomycetes; Ceraceosorales; Ceraceosoraceae.